GGAUCAACUGACAUCUUGCGUCACUUUGUGGUAACUGCUAGACCAAAGUAGACUUCUAAUAAAUAUCGCGGUAUAAAGCAGUCUUGCAGUCAUGAAGUAUCUGAGUGUGUUGCUGGUAGCAGCUUGCGUGGUCAGCUCGCUGUCGAUGUCGUUCAUUGACUUCGACGAUGAUUGGAACCAGUGGAAGAAUGAACACGGCAAGCGAUAUCUAAGCGAUGAGGAGGAAGCGUCGAGGAGACUGAUCUGGCAAAAGAACCUCGACAUCGUCAUCAAGCACAACCUCAAAUACGACUUGGGCCACUUCACCUACGACCUCGGAAUGAACCAGUUCGCUGACCUGAAAAAUGAAGAGUUCGUGUCCUUGAUGAACGGUUUCCGAGGCAACUCAUCCAAGGCGACUCGAGGUUCCACUUUCCUCCCACCAAGCAAUGUUUUCGAUCUGCCCACGAUGGUCGAUUGGCGCACCAAGGGUUACGUAACUCCUGUCAAGAACCAGCUGCAAUGUGGUUCAUGCUGGGCGUUCAGUGCUACCGGAUCUCUGGAGGGACAGCACUUCAAGAAGACAGGUAAACUGGUGAGCCUGAGCGAACAGAACCUGGUCGACUGCUCCGGCAAGGAGGGCAAUAUGGGAUGCGAAGGAGGUCUUAUGGAUCAGGCUUUCCAGUACAUUUUAGACGUUGGAGGCAUCGACACCGAGAUGAGCUAUCCUUAUACAGCAAUGGAUGGCCAGUGCCACUUCAAUAAGGCCAACAUAGGAGCUACCGACACUGGUUACACUGAUGUCACCACUGGAUCUGAGAGUGCAUUGCAGAUGGCUGUAGCCAGCGUUGGUCCUAUCUCGGUUGCCAUUGACGCCAGCCAUCAAUCUUUCCAGCUCUACAAGUCAGGUGUGUACAACGAGCCUGCUUGCAGCUCUACCUUGUUGGACCAUGGUGUUCUCGCAGUCGGCUAUGGAACCAGCAGUGAUGGAACUGAUUACUGGAUUGUCAAGAACAGCUGGGGAGCGGCAUGGGGAAUGAAUGGCUACCUGUGGAUGUCUCGUAACAAGGAUAACCAAUGUGGCAUCGCUACCAAAGCUAGUUACCCUCUCGUCUAAAGCGCCCUCAUC
Molecule: messenger RNA, 1108 nt
Organism: Strongylocentrotus purpuratus (purple sea urchin)
Lineage: Eukaryota; Metazoa; Echinodermata; Echinoidea; Camarodonta; Strongylocentrotidae
Product: cathepsin L1
Exons: 7
Coding region: 92-1096 (334 amino acids)
Cellular component (GO): lysosome
Molecular function (GO): cysteine-type endopeptidase activity
Source: RefSeq, a predicted model, not a curated record